AUGUAUGAUCAACAACGGGAGAUAUCAACCAAGGACAGUGAUGCUGAUGAUAUAUUCAAGCGUAUAUAUGUAUGUAUGUAUGUAUGUAUAGAUAUAUCAGAGCAGUGGUCCCUCGGGAUGGAGAGGAUGGUAAUAGGCCAGGAGAUGGGAGAAGGGUGGCUGGCAGGAUAUAUAUGGACGAAGGCCUUUCGUCUGGAGGGGUUCUUUUGGCUGGAUGCAGAGAAAAUCAAGAUGCGAUCGGGGUCAGAAGAUAAGGUCGUCCUUUAA
Trichophyton verrucosum HKI 0517 is the source of this 267-nucleotide messenger RNA. RefSeq lists its product as uncharacterized. Bases 1 to 267 code for a protein of 88 amino acids. The record is from RefSeq and is a predicted model, not a curated record. Lineage: Eukaryota; Fungi; Ascomycota; Eurotiomycetes; Onygenales; Arthrodermataceae. The transcript is spliced from 2 exons.